CCCUUUCACUCAACCAAAAUACUGGCUCAGUAUUGGAUUGGCAAUACCUACUGGUGAGUUCAGGCCGGUAUCUUAAUAAUACACAACUAACACUUCCUCAUAUGAGUCCGAAUACUCACCGGCACCACUUAACUCACCGAUUUGUAAUUAAUUUACGUCACUCCAGUACUCACUUGCUUGUCCAUAGCUGCGCUUCAUUCCCGAUCUUUUCGAACCUAACCUGUGUUCAACAUGAUGUCAACCCAACAAGCUUUGUGGCUUCCUGUUAUUGGACAAGAUCUCGCUGUUAGUACUUAAUAUUGACGCACCUGGCUCCGACGAACUUCUCGCCAACAUGACUUCAAGCAGUCUGGACCCUUUGCAUUGGAAAAUCCAAGAAAAUGGAUUCAUUUUCGUCAAGUCGUACCCAGCAGUCAUUGGUGAAGAGGCUGCUGGCAAUAUGGAAACUGUCCGACUGAAGGGGAUAAGGCCGAACAUAGCCAGCAAGUUUACCAGUUUCCAACAGUACUGCAUCAUAAUUGCCGACUCCACUGCAAAAAUUCCGGAUAACAUGACUUUUGACCAAGCGGCUUCUGUGCAGCUUGUUAAGCUCUUUGGAUUCUCUCCCAUCAUCACUACAGCUUCUUUCCACAACACUGGACUUCUUUCCUCGCGCAGCGCUACUCGUGUGCUCGAUCGCAAUCUCUCGACCAUUGCGUCAAAAAAAACGCAAUUGCUAAGGUCACGGCAACUCUUAGCACUUCGGCAUUUGACGCCAGCUCUCUUCCUGACACACGAAACCGCUCAUGACACCAUUACUGCUGGAGGUACUGUCAUCGCAGUCGGAGUACCUCAGGUGGAUGACAGAAACGAGGAUAAGGUAGUCCAGCAAGUGUUCGGCAGUUUUCACCCCACCUACUGGGAGCUGGGUAAGAGUUUCACACCCGCAGUGGCUAUCAAGCUGAACGCUAUUGAAGUCGUCCCAGACGACCUCGAUGGUGUGCCUGAUCUGCAAGGACUGGAAAUAAAAUAA
Suillus fuscotomentosus is the source of this 1012-nucleotide messenger RNA. RefSeq lists its product as uncharacterized. Gene Ontology annotation, molecular function: oxidoreductase activity, acting on NAD(P)H. NCBI's taxonomy places the organism in Eukaryota, Fungi, Basidiomycota, Agaricomycetes, Boletales, Suillaceae. The record is from RefSeq and is a predicted model, not a curated record. Bases 335 to 1012 code for a protein of 225 amino acids. The transcript has 7 exons.